Syzygium oleosum is the source of this 2514-nucleotide messenger RNA. RefSeq names its product probable mediator of RNA polymerase II transcription subunit 26b. Bases 619 to 1977 code for a protein of 452 amino acids. Lineage: Eukaryota; Viridiplantae; Streptophyta; Magnoliopsida; Myrtales; Myrtaceae. The record is from RefSeq and is a predicted model, not a curated record. The transcript has 9 exons. Gene Ontology annotation, cellular component: nucleus.
GAGGUUUGCAUUGCUUCUGGGUUUUAAUCCAGGGACUCGCAUCUGCCCCCCUCUGUUUCUUUGCCUUUCCUGGUUUCGUCGGAUAUCGAUUCUUGGAAUUCCUUUGGACCUUUCUUGAUCGUCGGUCGAGCGCUGUAUCCCUCGUCCGACGUAUCGGUCUCGCUCAUCGGCGAUCGCCUUGGGCGCAUCGGGGAAAAAGUCAAAUUUCUAGACCCCCGAGCGUGAAAUGAUUUAAAGUCAAAUUGCAGCUAUUGGGUUGGGUUUUGGUCCUCCUUUUUUUUUUUUUUUUUAAUGGGUCGCCUUUCCCGAUCGAUUGCCUGAAUUUGGAUUGUUGGGUAUUCGUCUAAUCAUCGGACGGAACCGGCUUUUGGGAUUUCUGGGUCUGCGUCUGCUUCUAAACUACGUUAGUGUUCCUGUUUACCCGAUUGUUUGGUGAGCUGGGGAGAGAGGAAUUCAAAGCUACCCCCUCGAAGUCGCUUCUGGGGUGUUUCGAAACCGCAUGAAAAUCGGAUUUUGAUAAUCCCUGAGGACGUUUGAGCUUCCGGAAUACUGACCCGAAGCUGUUCUUCCGGUUCUUGGCCUUGCGACGUUCGAUUCUUGGCCGCCUGAGUUUGAGCCAUGGCCAUGAAGUCUGACUCUCUGGAUUUUUGGAGGCAUUACUUUAGGACCGCUAGCUGCGAUAUAUUCGAUAUCAUCGACCGCGCGAUCAUGGUGGCGGCCUCAGAUUGCCCGAAGGAGUUCAGAUUGAGGAGGGAUCGCAUCGCGGAGAGGCUGUUCACGUGCCGGUUGACCCGGUGUUCGGGCUGCGAGCGGGUCGAGUUGGUGGUGCCGGGUGGGGAUGAGGAUGAUGGGUUGGAGGGUGGGAUUGCUGGGGAGGGGUGUGACUUUGAGGCUGGUGGGAGCAAAGAGAGCAAAGUGAAUAGCAGUAGGGAUGAUCAUGGUGAGUUGUUCAUGAACCAAGAGAGCAAUUACAGCUACGGAGAGGCUGAGGCACUCACCGAUGUAAUGGAAGAGGAGUCUCAAAUUCUUGCAGAGGUCCUGAGAAUCAAAGAGAUUUUGCUCAACAGUGAUGAGGAGUCUGGAUCAGCGCUUUACGAAUCGUUGAGGCGGCUCCAAUUGAUGGCUCUAACUGUGGCUAUAUUGAAGACAACUGGGAUUGGGAAAGCUGUUAAUCCUCUAAGGAAGCACAGGUCAAAGGAGAUCAGUCGCCUUUCUCAGACUCUUAUUAUGGCGUGGAAGACUAUGGUGGACGAGUGGAUGCAGGCUGCGCCGCCUGCUGGGGGUACCCCUGAUUCUGUGAACCCGUCAAGCGAUGAUGAAGAAGAGGAAGAGGAAGAGGAAGAAGGACUUCCUUCUCCGCCUUUGGAUGAGGGAGCGUUUUUCACUCCUCAAACUUCUACAAUGGAGCUAUCUCGGUUCUUCGAUGGCAUGGAUGACGACGGAAAUCCUCGCACUGGCGGAGAAUCUGCCAAGAACCGUGAAAACGGAAGAAAGCCGUCCCAAGAGAAGCAAAAUGUGAGCGAGCAACGAAGAGAGAGAAAGCCAGACAGCGUGAAAGACAGUCUCAAAGAUAACAGGAGUCAACAUUUGAAGAAGCGAGAAGACGUUAUGAAGCCAAAUAGACCCCUAAACACUAAUGCUGGGCAGGCUAGACAUACAAAUCUCAAUGCAGAGCAAAAGGUCAACAAAGAGUCCAAGCUCCAGCCGAGAAGAUUGGAGAAGGCUUCUGCACAGAGGAGAAUGGUCGGUAAUCAGAAAGAUGACGCCAAGUAUUCAGAAGAAGAUGCAGUCCAAAUGAAACUUGAAGCUACGAAGAGGAAGCUCCAGGAAAGUUAUCAACAGGCUGAGAACGCCAAGAAGCAGCGGACUAUACAGGUAAUGGAUUUGCAUGAUCUCCCGAAACAGUCACUUGGCCAUAGAAAUCUACACAUGAGACCUGGGAAUCAGAACAGGCAUUGGGCAAAUGGAUGGCGCUAGUUUGAAAUUUUUCCGCUCAUCGUGCUGGAGAGCCUUUGCAAGUACUUUCCGUCAUGAAAGCUAGUGAGAGAUGACCGCUAACGACACCUGAUUGAUCAUGUUGUUGAUCAUCGAAUGCUGCUGAUCGAGCUUUCACGCAGCGCAAGUCUCAAGAAAGCUUUGGGAUUCCUUGGUUCAAUAUGACAUUCCUUGAGGUACUUAGAAUUAGGAUUUUACCUUUACGGGUUUCCAUCAGAAUUGGGAGGUGUAUCUGACUUUUCCGGUAAUUGGUUGGAUCGUGACCAGAAAGACGAUUGUAGAGAACUCUAAUUUACGUCAUCCCGGUCGACAUGUAUAUCUACUGGUCUCAAACAUUUGUUCUCGAUUUUCUUCUCAAGAUGGGGAGAGCAUCGAUCGUGCCUUUUGAGCCGGCAUGCAUAGAGAGCUUUGCAUAGAAUAAAUCCAAAUUGGAGGAUAACGUAUGAGUUGUGAACUUCUGUUUAUUGCCCAUGUUCCAUGACAAGUUUGGACAUUCUUGAUAUGCAGUUACAUCGCUUU